Diorhabda carinulata is the source of this 1692-nucleotide messenger RNA. RefSeq names its product E3 ubiquitin-protein ligase RNF220-like. NCBI's taxonomy places the organism in Eukaryota, Metazoa, Arthropoda, Insecta, Coleoptera, Chrysomelidae. The transcript has 10 exons. The coding region runs from base 1 to 1692 and encodes 563 amino acids. Gene Ontology annotation, biological process: protein ubiquitination. The record is from RefSeq and is a predicted model, not a curated record. Gene Ontology annotation, molecular function: ubiquitin protein ligase activity; metal ion binding.
AUGGAAAAUUCAGCGUAUGCUCCAAAUACAGCUUAUCUAAAUUCUCCAACUUUAGUAGUGUUUUCUCAAGCUGCCGGGGGACUACAAGAUACUUUGGGUAUUCAAAGACCAUCUCAGUUCACAAUGUCUGAAGCAUCCAAAGAUAUUCACAGACCGUUCACAGCUUCCUCUUUGGGGCUUAUGGAAGCGUAUUCGGGUAUUCCAGCUCAUAUUCUUAAUCAACUUCAACCCCAAUUCUGCCAUCCUGGCUUAACCUUAGGCUCUGGUCCUUUUAGACCGUUCUCUGAUCUUAAGUCUUUUCCUUCUCCUUCGGCAUUUGCUCCACCUAAGUGCUUAAAAAUUGAAAGCAACAAUGAUUCCUUGAAUCACAACCAUAUUAUUUUUUCGCCUUCUGAAGAUAGACUUUUAGAACCUAGUCCUAGAACCGAUUCGUGCAGUCCUGCAAGUGCUUCUAUGUCCCCUCAACCACAAACGUCUGUCAAAGAAGAAAGUUUGGAUGCCCAGAUGUCCGAUGAUGGAGAAGGCCAAGAUCAAGGCAAUGGAAGUGAAUCACCGGGGGUGCAUGAAGAGACUAGAGGAUUUAGAAAGGAUUCUCUUUUUGGAGCAAAUAUUAAUGGCAACGGAUCCUACACAUUUACAGUUCCCAGUCUCCAACCAACAGGAGAUGCGUUGGCCAAGACUACUUUCCUCUUUGAUCUUGAUAUCACCGUUAAAAGGAAGAAGCGAGAUUCUCCUAGUUGUCCAUUAUGCGGAUUGACAAUUUCGCUAGGAAAUUUAGAAACCCAUUUCAUGCAUGAAUUGGAGCGGCUUUACAAAUUAAGUGGAUCAGGAGUGGUCGCGUCGAGGAAAAGAAAUAGACCAGAACAAACAAGAAUACCAGCUCUACCUGGAGACAGUGGUCCGGAAGGCCGAUUUGAGACUUUUCAAAGAAUUAGAGCUAACAGGCAGGGGCGUCUAAGAAUGAAAAUUCGUAAACGUAAAACUGAUGACUUAUGUCCAAUUUGUACUGGUCAUCCACAAAGAACCCAAGAAGAGAUAAACCUACAUGUAGAACGUUGUGUGAAGAAUGCUAUGAACGAAGAGGAUGAAACAGUAGAUGUAGAAAGCGACUUCGAAUUAGAAGAAUGGCAGGAGUCCCAGAGAAGAAGAACAAACUCAUUGGUUGGUGGUAUAAUGAUACCAACAAGCACGGGUAGAACAAAUGUAGAUAAUGAAGGUGACGACGUUAUUGUUGACGGGAACGAACCAGAAGAAAGUAUAUUUGGUCCAUCGCAAUACACAGAAAAUGACGUAGUGUUGAAGGAGAACAAAGAUAAAGACGUUGUGCAGUCACAGGUGGCGACUGUGAAUUCUAGUGGUGAUGUGGAAAUAAAAGUGGAAAGUGAUGCUCAACAAUGUGAUAGUAACGUGACUACGUCAGAUGCUGAGCCCAGUAAUAGGGCACAAAUUAUCAAUAAGCUGAGAAGUAGAAUCAAACAAUUAGAGUCCGAGGGAGAACUUUCCAGUAGCACAGACAGUGAAGGCUACAAAUGUUUGAUUUGCUUGGAAAAUUUCAAGAAUCCUGUUAUAUCAACAGUCUGCUGGCAUGUACACUGUGAAGAAUGUUGGCUCCAUACCUUGGGUAUCAAGAAAGUUUGUCCGCAGUGUAGUAUGAUAACAUCUCCCACCGAUCUCCGACGAAUAUUUAUGUAA